Molecule: messenger RNA, 2198 nt
Organism: Gossypium raimondii (Peruvian cotton)
Lineage: Eukaryota; Viridiplantae; Streptophyta; Magnoliopsida; Malvales; Malvaceae
Product: CAX-interacting protein 4-like
Exons: 2
Coding region: 1184-2173 (329 amino acids)
Source: RefSeq, a predicted model, not a curated record
AUAAAAAUAAAAACUCGUUAUCGGGAAUUCGAUACGUUGUGUCCUAACGCAUUGGAUAUGACACGUUGUUUUCUCGAGAUGAAUAUUUUUUUAAAGGCAAUAUUUUGCAUUUGGAAAUUUGUGAAAACGUGCCCUAAUGUGCUGGGUUUCGAUUUUUUUUCGUUCGACCAAAUAGCCAAAUAUCCUUUCAAAAAUUUCAAAAUAAGGCAAUAUUUUGCGUUUGGUAAUUCGAGGAACGUGCCCUAAUGUGCUGGGUUUCGAUUUCUCGUUUAACCAAAUAGCCAAAUAUCCUCUUGAAUUUUAAUUCAUGUCAUUCGAGUUUUUUUAGGAUCGUAUUUUAAAUCUCUUUAAAGUUUUCAGUUUUCGACACUAAGACAUUAAGUAAUCAACUAGGUACCAAUUUUGGGCGUAUCGAGGGUGCUAAUCCUUCCUCGCGCGUAACCGACUCCCGAACCUAUUUUUCUGAAUUUCGUGGACCAAAACAAUUGUUUUAAUAAAAUCAAAUCGUUUAUUAAAAACAACCAUUUUUCAAGGUGACCCGAUCUCACCUUAUCAAAAAGGAUCGGUGGCGACUCCCUUUUUUUUGUUUUUAUUUUCAAAAUCCAGGUUGACCCCGUUUUUAUCAAAAAAAUGGUGUCAACACUACCAACCGUCCUCAUCCCACUUUUCCUUCUCUUUUUCUCCUUCCCUAACAACGUUGGAGCUUAAAAGUUCAUUGGAAAAGUUCCAGCAGAACCAACAUGUAUAUGAUUGGAAAUGUCUAUGCUGAUCUUAGGUUAUAACAGGAAGUACUCUUUUUUACCUAUUUUCUAGCCAUUUUGAGGCUAUUACUCCCCCCUGCAUUUAUGACAUUGUGGUGAGCUAAUUGAGAGCUAAUUCAGUGGUCUGAUAGAUGAUUGCACAACAUCGACGUAGACAUGACUCUAGCGAGGAUGACUCUGAAACUGAUGGUGGGAGGGAAAAGAAUAGAGGUGAAGUUCAAAAGUAAAAGUUUGAGGGUAGUGAAUCUGAUUCUAAUGCUGACAGAGCGAGAGGGCGUAAAAAGGAAUUGAUUAAGGAAGGUCGUCAAGGGCAUGACUCCAGUGAGGCUGACUCUGAUUGUGAUGGUGGGAGGCAAAAGAAGUGAGGUGAAGUUCAAAAACGGAAGAUUGAGUCAACUAGGAGCCAGAGGAGAGAAAGGGACAUGGGUAGUGAAUCUGAUUCUGAUGCUGACAGAGCAAGAGGUCAUAGAAAAGAAAUGGUUAAGAAAGGUCGUCAUAGGCACAACUCCAGCGAGGACAACUUUGAUUCUGAUGGUGGGAGGCAAAAGAAGAGAGGUGAAGUUCAAAAAGGAAAGAUUGAGUUGACUGGGAGCCAGAUGAGAGAGAGGGACAUGGGUAGUGAAUCUGAUUCUGAUACUGACAGAGCGAGAGGUCGUAUGAAGGAAAUGGUUAAGAAAGGCCGUCGUAGGAAUGACUCCGGUGAGGAUGACUCUGAUUCUGAUGUUGAGAGGAAAAAGAAGAGAGGUGAAGUUCAGAAAGGGAAGAUCGAGUUGACUGGGAGCCAGAGGAGAGGCAGUGAUAGUGGCUCGGAUUCCGAAGUAGACAGAGCAAGAGAUCAUAAAAAGGAAAUAGUAAAGAAACGUGGUCAUAGGUAUGAUAAAGGAGAUGACAGUGAUUCUAAUACAAGUGAUGUAAUGGUAGAAAAGGAUAGGAGAAGAGGUAGAAGAGGUGAUUCUGAUGAUGAAGAUUCCAAUUCAUCAUAUGGCAGGAAAAUUGGCAAGGCUACAGAAGCUAGAGAAAGGGUGGGUAGAAGGGGAUCGGGCUCUUUGACAGAUGAUAGUGAUGCAAGUUCUAGUGACUCUGACAGCACCGAUGUAAAGCGUCAAACCAUUGAAAAGAAGAAUGCUGCUGACAAAGACAGAAGAGGACAUAGAGGUGAUCAUGACAGUCAUGGUGUUAGAGGUAGUCGUCGGUAUCAAGAAGAAAAAGACUCUCCAUCUUAUGCAGCCAAGAAUGAUGAUAGAAGGGGAAGGACCUUAAAUGAGGAUGAUAGAUUAGAGAGAUUGCAGAAAUCAGAGAGCAAUAGAGAAAUGAUGAAAGGCAAGAGGAAGCUUGAUGAUGAAAAUCAUGACGAGCAGCCAGAAUUGAAGUCAAGAAGUAGAAACUUAGGAAGUGAAUUGGAGAUGAAAUAGUAAUAGUAGAUGAAAUAGUAAUAUU